Molecule: messenger RNA, 1404 nt
Organism: Marasmius oreades (fairy-ring Marasmius)
Lineage: Eukaryota; Fungi; Basidiomycota; Agaricomycetes; Agaricales; Marasmiaceae
Exons: 3
Coding region: 77-1147 (356 amino acids)
Molecular function (GO): protein binding
Source: RefSeq, a predicted model, not a curated record
AGCAGCAGCUCACCUCCCAACCCCCACGUUCUCUCUUUCCUCGUGCUCUUAUCUUCCUCGACGUUCCUCAAUAUCGAUGCGGGCUCCUUCGCCUCCCAGCUCAUUGCCAUUGGUUCAAGACUCCGACUAUUAUAUCCCUGAAGGAAACACUGUCAUAAGAGUCGAGGAUACGUUAUUCAAGGUUCACAGAUAUCUUCUGAGUAGAGAUGGUUCAGCUUUCGAGGGCAUGUUUUCGUUGGACCACCUUCGCCCCGGUACUGCCAAGGAAGGCGAAAGCGACGAGAACCCUAUAAUGUUGCAAGGCGACAAGCCAGAAGAAUUUAAAGCUUUGUUAUGGUCCCUGUAUGCCCUCCCAGCUGAAGUGUUUCAAAUGCCGAGCACCCAGUCUGACGUCGUUCGCUUCAUCCACUUGGCACGCAUUGCGCACAAGUAUAGUUUCCGUACCACCGAGAGCUGGGCCUUACAUGUCCUCACCGUCUGUCAAAACAGUUCCGAAAUUCUGUCCCCAGUCAACUCCACGCCGAUUCUUACUCAAUUAACCGAGGUCGCAGUUUUAUGUAACCACGAGGAACUACACGAGGCUGUUGAACCUAUGUGGGCGGAUCUCUUGUUCACUGGUCAAACAGAAGAUAUUAUCUCAGCCAUGACGGUCGCCGACAAGUUGAACCUCAGGCCAUUGCUUGGUCUAGCUUACUACUUGAUGAUGCUCAAGGGGCGUGACGAGUGGAACAACCUGAAUUUGAAGUCGACGUUGACGAGAGAGCAAAGGAUUCGAUUGCUCUCUGGCUAUUACAACAUCAGCCGUGUAUGCGAUGCUCUACCCACGACUGCACCGGCAUUGGUCCAUCAUCCGACGUGUUUCAUGCAAGGCCGGUGCGGGGAGGCAUGGCAGACACUCUGGACGACGAUGAUCGCGAAGAUGACGAAUGAUGGGGGUAACUCUUCGUUCAAGAUACAAAACGUGGAUAUUCUUCGGAAACUUCAUCUCGCGAACCACCUGCUGGAAAAACUACUGAAUGGAGAGGCACCGAUGGAUGUCCCUGGUAACGUGAACAAAAGCUGCCUCAGGAACGGGUUGAAGGCUUCGGAGGACAAGGUGAACGAUGUACUCUAUGGGUUGGCGGAUUGUUUCGUGGAGCUGGAUUGAUCAUUGAAGACUGCUCUUUUUUUAAUCCUUUCCCUUUUUCUGUCAACACGGACAGUACCUUUGGUGUAUUCUCUCCUCUCACUUUACUUUCUGUUUUGCUCGGAUGUCCCAACUACAUCACCAGCUACGUCACAAUUUACUGUAUCAUAUCGUAUCAUAGCUCUCUGAUUUUCCUGUUUGCUAUUUAUAUUAUUGUACCAUUGUAGUGGUCGGCAUUGGAUACUUAGACAAAUUCAAUUCAACGUUUUACACACGCA